Molecule: messenger RNA, 1355 nt
Organism: Cyprinodon tularosa
Lineage: Eukaryota; Metazoa; Chordata; Actinopteri; Cyprinodontiformes; Cyprinodontidae
Gene: rfc2
Product: replication factor C (activator 1) 2
Exons: 6
Coding region: 45-1118 (357 amino acids)
Biological process (GO): DNA repair; DNA-templated DNA replication
Cellular component (GO): DNA replication factor C complex; nucleus
Molecular function (GO): DNA binding; ATP hydrolysis activity; ATP binding
Source: RefSeq, a predicted model, not a curated record
GCUUCCUCUGCUCUGUUCGCGCGCUGACAGCCGGAGAAGACAACAUGGAGGUAGAAAUGAGCGAGACAGAAAACAACCAGAAACCGGCUGGUAGUGAGCUGAAGACGGACACGGAGGCCGGGGCCUCCUCAUCCAAAGGCCCCGGCGGCUCCUACGAGCUUCCCUGGGUGGAGAAAUACCGGCCGGUGAAGCUGAACGAGAUCGUUGGGAACGAGGAGACGGUGAGCCGCCUGGAGGUGUUCGCCAGGGAGGGGAACGUCCCGAACAUCAUCAUCGCAGGACCUCCAGGGACGGGAAAGACCACCAGCAUCCUGUGUUUGGCUCGAGCUCUGCUGGGAGCCGCCAUGAAAGACGCCGUCCUAGAGCUGAACGCCUCAAACGACAGGGGGAUCGACGUGGUGAGGAACAAGAUCAAGAUGUUUGCUCAGCAGAAGGUCACGCUGCCCAAAGGGCGACACAAGAUCAUCAUCCUGGACGAGGCGGACAGCAUGACAGACGGAGCUCAGCAGGCGCUGAGGAGGAUCAUGGAGAUCUACUCCAAGACGACGCGCUUCGCUCUGGCGUGCAACGCCUCCGAUAAAAUCAUCGAGCCGAUCCAGUCCCGCUGCGCCGUGCUGCGCUACUCCAAGCUGACGGACGGACAGAUUCUGGCCCGGCUGCAGGAGGUGGUGGAGAAGGAGCGCCUGGCGGUGUCCGACGACGGGCUGGAGGCCGUCAUCUUCACGGCACAGGGGGACAUGAGACAGGCGCUGAACAACCUGCAGUCCACCAACUCUGGGUUCGGCUACAUCAACAGCGAGAACGUCUUCAAGGUGUGCGACGAGCCCCACCCCCUGCUGGUGAAAAGCAUGCUGGGACACUGCGUGGAGGGGAACAUCGACGCGGCCUACCAGGUGGUGGAGCAGCUGUGGGCGCUGGGCUACUCCCCAGAGGACAUCAUCGGGAACAUCUUCAGGGUCUGCAAGACCUACCAGAUGGCAGAGUUCCUCAAACUGGAGUUCAUCAAGGAGAUCGGCUUCACUCACAUGCGGGUCGCUGAAGGCGUUAACUCCCUGCUGCAGAUGGCCGGCCUGCUGGGGCGGCUCUGCAGUAAGACGGCACCCCCUGCUGCCAGCUGAACCGCCGUGGUUCUGAUGCCUCAGAGCCGCCGCGGACCCUCAGACUGAGCUCACCUGUUUGGUUGGAUCUACAGAACCACCUGGAAGGUUCUCCACCUUCUGUAAACUGGACCUUCAGAUGUUCUGCUGAUAAACAUUCUUUAACCACAGGGUUCAGAACCAUGACGUUUCCUCACAUCAAUUAGUUUGAUUAUUUUCUCUCUAAAGCUUCAGAAUAAAAUGACAUUUCAGAAGCUG